AGAAAAGACGCAUAGGUCGGUUGCAUAUACCCUCUCAAAAAUCUUUAUUUUCUCUGCAAUGGUUCUCAUGGCUGCCAUCUCCACCAUGAUGCCACUCUCCAUCUCCGUCCCCAUCAGCCGGCCUUUAUACAAUCGGCCACACGAUUCGCGUACUUAUGCUUCUUUAAGCUCCUCCUCAUCAUCUUCUGAGUCAAAAUCCUCACUGCCAAGAGAACCCAGGCUUCCAUCUGCUACUUCUUCAUCAAAUCCCUUAGUUGUUGAGCCCUCUGGACCGCAUGAAUCGGGGAUGAACCAUGCGCUAGCGAACCCGAAUGGAAACCCGGUUGCCCGUUUCGCUACGUCCACCGAGUCUACCAUUGAGAGGGCAAUUUUUGACUUCCGCUUCUUGGCACUUCUGGCUGUUGGAGGCUCAUUGGCUGGUUCUGUGUUGUGCUUUCUCAAUGGUUGUGUUUAUAUUAUAGAUGCAUAUAAAAUUUACUGGAUGUGCUGUGUCAAAGGGAUUCACUCAGGACAGAUGGUCCUACGACUAGUUGAAGCUAUUGAUGUUUAUCUUGCUGGGACGGUCAUGUUAAUAUUCGGUAUGGGUUUACAUGGGUUAUUUAUCAGCAACGUGUCUCCAGAUGCUCCUCCCAGUGCUGAUCUUGCCCUCGAGGGCUCUUCUUUGUUUGGAAUGUUUUCUCUCAAGGAGAGGCCUAAAUGGAUGAAAAUUUGCUCACUUGAUGAAUUGAAGACAAAAGUGGGGCACGUGAUCGUUAUGAUUCUUUUAGUUAAGAUGUUUGAGAGGAGCAAGAUGGUAAAAAUUAUCACUGGAGUGGAUUUGUUAAGUUAUUCUGUAUGUAUCUUCCUAUCAUCUGCUUCUUUGUACAUCCUUAAUAAUCUGCACAAAUCAGACUAGGGAUGUCUGAUGUACUAUAGCUACCAAUGGAAUGAAUAUCAAACAAUGUAAUAUUCAUUGGCACGUAGAAAAGUGAAUAUCCAUGUUUCAAAAGAUUGCCUAUGGGGCAGUGUUUGGAAA
Messenger RNA from Carya illinoinensis, 1015 nucleotides. RefSeq lists its product as uncharacterized. The record is from RefSeq and is a predicted model, not a curated record. Lineage: Eukaryota; Viridiplantae; Streptophyta; Magnoliopsida; Fagales; Juglandaceae. The transcript has 5 exons. The coding region runs from base 59 to 895 and encodes 278 amino acids.